Messenger RNA from Phoenix dactylifera (date palm), 848 nucleotides. RefSeq lists its product as uncharacterized. NCBI's taxonomy places the organism in Eukaryota, Viridiplantae, Streptophyta, Magnoliopsida, Arecales, Arecaceae. The record is from RefSeq and is a predicted model, not a curated record. Gene Ontology annotation, molecular function: protein binding.
GAAACCAGCCACCCAUUGAAUUGCGGCAGCCGGCGAUGAGGACCUCUAGUGGAAACCACGGUCCUUUCCUUUCCCACCUCCUCAACCCCACUCCAUCCCUCAAAGCCAAGGCCCGCUCCUUCUUCCCAGCAGCGAGCAGCAGGACUUGGAGACGGAGAAGCCUCCUGCUUUCCCUCCCUCUCUCCAUCCUCCUCUCCACCCCAACCUCCGCCGCCGCCCCUGCCCCCUCUUACGAUCCCCUCUCCGAUUCCGAGAAGAACGCCAGCGCCGCCCUCUCCGGCCGCGUCUCCGACGCCACCCAACUCCUCGACCUCGCCCGCGACUUCCAGGCCAAGGGCGACUUUCCCCAAGCUCUCGACUACUUUUCUCUCGUGAUUAGAGAUUACAAGGACUUCGCGUUCUCGGAGUAUGCGAGAGUUGGAAGGGCAUUAGCGCUAUAUGAGAUCGGAGACAGAGAGGAAGCAAUCGCCGAGAUGGAGGAUGUCUCCAUUUCAUUGAAAGGAUACCCUGAGAUUCAUGCAGCUCUUGCCGCGGCGUUGUAUGCGGACAAGCAUGCACCAUUGCUGGCCGAGAACCAGUUCGCAAUCGCCACUCUUUUGGAUCCUCACUAUACUGAUCUUUCAUAUGUAAGAGAAACUAAGCAUUGGCCUCCAAGCUUGGUCAGUUCCUUGCAACACUUCAUCACCCUUACUUAGGAAUUUCUUAAUUGUAUGUGUUUUAUUUAAUGAUAUGGCAAUUUGUGUUUGUAAAUGGACCACCAUGUAUGGUGGUAAUCAACUGAUUUUUUAAGAUAUCAGACUUCCGUUGGAUGUUAUUACAGUUGAACUUUUAAUUCAUCUUUUUAACAA